AUGUUUGACACGAUUUGCACGCUGCCGCUCGAGUCGGACCUGUUCGCGCAGGCCGUCCAUCCGACUGAGGCGCUGGUGACGGUCGGACUGAGCAGCGGCCAUGCGGCCCAGCUCAAGCUGCCGCCCGUGGAGGACGACGCGGCUGCUGGGCAUGUGAAGACAAAGGGCCGGAGAGGCAGCAACGGCACCGAUGUGGUGGACACGACUUGGCGGACAAAGAGACACAAAGGCAGCUGCCGGUGUCUGGCCUACAGCACCGAUGGGAGGCAGCUCUAUUCGGCGGGCACCGAUGGCAUCGUCAAGGCGGCCGACAGCGAGACGGGCAGAGUCACUGGCAAGAUCGCCAUACCCAUUGACCCAUCCACAUCUCGGGACGGGGUCGAUGCGCCGACUGUAGUGCAUGCGCUGAGUCCACAGACUCUGCUGCUCUCUACCGACUCCGGCGCGUUGCAUCUUUGCGAUUUGCGCGACCCUGCACCGAGCAUCCCACUAUCCGACUCCAAGACUGCCUUCGCCAGCUCCAGACCUUCGCAGGUGUACCACCCACACGCCGACUACAUCUCCUCGCUAUGUCCAAUUCCACCGUCUGCAGCUUCCACCUCUGGAUACAGCAAGCAAUGGCUCACUACUGGAAGCACGACCUUGGCCUUGACCGACCUGCGACGAGGUGUGCUAGCGAAAAGUGAAGACCAAGAAGAACUGCUGCUGUCCUGUCUAUAUCUGACAGGCUUGCCCGCAAAGAAGAGCAGCGGCAGCACAGGCGAGAAGGCAGUGGUCGGAGCCGGCGACGGAGUCAUCACCCUGUGGGAGAAGGGCCAAUGGGACGAUCAAGACGAGCGCAUCACUGUCAGCCGGGAGAAGGAGACUUUGGACUGCAUGACCCACAUCCCAGAUGGCAUCGGUGCUUUCGGCAAGAAGGUCGCAGUGGGCAUGGGGGAUGGUCAAAUCCGCUUCGUGCACAUUGGCCCAAACAAAGUCGUUGGCGAAGUACAGCACGAUGAAGUGGAGGGCGUGGUGGCACUAAGCUUUGACGUUGGAGGAAGGAUGAUCUCCGGUGGUGGUCAGACCAUCAAAGUGUGGCAGGAGAGCAUCGAAGCCGAAGAGGCUGAAGAGGAUGAUGGCGAUGACGACGGUGCUGCGCUGAAGCGGUCUGCGAAAGAUAGCGAUGACAGCGAGCAGGAGGAUGAUGACGAUGAUAGUAGCGAUGAUGAGAGAUCUCGCAGACACAACAAGAAGAAGAAGCGCGGCAAGGGUCAACCUGUUACGGAGAGCAACUUCAACUUCGCUGGCCUGGAUUGA
Messenger RNA from Fulvia fulva, 1299 nucleotides. RefSeq names its product WD repeat-containing protein jip5. The transcript has a single exon. NCBI's taxonomy places the organism in Eukaryota, Fungi, Ascomycota, Dothideomycetes, Mycosphaerellales, Mycosphaerellaceae. Bases 1 to 1299 code for a protein of 432 amino acids. Gene Ontology annotation, molecular function: protein binding. The record is from RefSeq and is a predicted model, not a curated record.